Molecule: messenger RNA, 2172 nt
Organism: Trichoderma citrinoviride
Lineage: Eukaryota; Fungi; Ascomycota; Sordariomycetes; Hypocreales; Hypocreaceae
Product: kinase-like protein
Exons: 3
Coding region: 1-2172 (723 amino acids)
Biological process (GO): protein phosphorylation; chromosome segregation
Cellular component (GO): nucleus; centrosome; cytoplasm
Molecular function (GO): ATP binding; protein kinase activity
Source: RefSeq, a predicted model, not a curated record
AUGUCUACCGAGGACAAAUACGAGACGCUGGAGAAGAUUGGCCAUGGCUCCUUUGGCAUCAUCCGCAAGGUCCGCCGCAAGGCAGACGGCUUCAUCAUGUGCCGGAAAGAAAUCUCCUACCUCCGAAUGACGCAGAAAGAGCGCGAGCAGCUGCACUCCGAGUUCCAGAUUCUGUCGCACCUCCGCCACCCGAACAUCGUCGCCUACUACCACCGCGAGCACCUCAAGGCGAGCCAGGACCUGCACCUGUACAUGGAAUACUGCGGCAACGGCGACUUGGGCCGCGUGAUCAAGGAAUUGCAGAUGAAGGGCCAGAGGGCGCAGGAGAGCUUUGUCUGGAGCAUCUUUAGCCAGCUGGUUCUGGCCCUGUAUCGCUGUCAUUACGGAAUAGAUCCCCCCGAUGUUGGCGGCAAUGUCUUGGGCGCGGCGGAGAGGACGGCUCCAAAGACUCCGGCUGGAGCCGUGACGAUUCUGCAUCGAGACUUGAAACCCGAAAAUGUAUUCCUCGGCGAGGAUAACUCAGUCAAACUGGGCGAUUUUGGUCUGUCCAAGAUGAUCAAGUCUCAGGAUUUCGCCUCCACCUACGUCGGCACCCCGUUCUACAUGUCGCCCGAGAUUUGCGCGGCCGAAAAGUACACGCUCAAGUCCGACAUUUGGUCAUUGGGAUGCAUCAUUUACGAGCUCUGCGCUCGCGAGCCCCCCUUCAACGCAAAGACGCAUUUUCAACUGAUCCAGAAGAUCAAAGAGGGCCGAGUCGCCCCUCUACCUGAGAUGUACUCUCCCGAGCUGAACCAGGUCAUCAAGGACUGCCUCAAAGUCAAUCCCGAUAGAAGACCGGAUACUGCACAGCUGGUUCACCUGCCGGUUGUGAGGCUCAUGAGAAAGGAGAAGGAGGUGGUCGAUUUGAACAGAGCGCUCAAGGCGCGUGAGGAGAUUCUCCGCGAAAAGGAGACGGAGCUGAACCAGCGGCUGGUGAAUCUGGACAAGGACAAGCACCUGAUGCGGCAGGAGCUGGAUGCGUCGGUUCGAAGAGAGUGGGAGGUCAAGGCCCGGCUGGAGAUUGACCGCCAGGUGAGCGCCGAGGUGGAGAGGCUCAAGAAGCAGUUUGAGGAAGAGGUCAGGAAUCGCGUGGAGAAGGAGCUGGAGAGCCGCCGCAAGAGAACGCCUCCGCCUCCGGUGGAAGAAGUGCAGAUCGAUUCGCCCAUGACAAAGUCCGACCAAGCGCACAACUCGUCUGCGGAUGGCAGCGGCGACGAGUUCCCUUCUACGACGGACAUCACGGAGCUGUCAUACUCGGCCGAGAGCCCCGACUUCAUCACCAAGGACCUGAAGCGAGCGGCGCGAACGCCCUUUCACCGAGCGCAGACCAUGUUCGCCGGCCAAAUGGGCACUCCCAUGGACAUUGAGAUGCAAUCGCCCAGCCCCAUGGCUAUCGCCUCGCUGUCGCUGUCGCCGCGCCGCCAAGGAAAGACGCUGACGCACCAAGGUAACAUCUUCGCUGCGAAUUCGGCGCCCAAGGCGGCCGCCAACCCCGAUGAUUGGGCAAGAGACGGGCUGGAGUCUGACGGUGAAGAUGCCUGCCCUCCCUCGCCAACGCAGCACAGGGCCUCGAUUAAGAAUCCUUUCACCAGCAAGAACCGGCCACUCCUCUCGCAGAAGUCGGCGAGUGCGGCCGCUCGCAUUAGGAAUGCCACGACCACCUCGAGCGGCUUCGUAUCCAAGGCUGCCAUUCCGCCUAACGCUCAGGCUGGUAGCCGAAAGCGGUCUCCCGUUGGCAGGUUGACUAAGAUUCCCUCCAUCGCCAACAUGACGCAGCCGACCACGGUCAACGAGGCUAACACUCCGUCACCCAUAUCGUCGUCGUCAUCGUCCUCGGGCCUGUCGCGCAGGCUGUCCGCUAGGAAGGAGGCAGCCGAUUCGACGGGCAGGAUAGCUAAGAGCAACUUUAAGGGAUACACGCUCAUCGAGCUAAAUCAGGCCCGCGCAGGAGGCCGGCCGACGAGCAUCACGGGCAUGCCGCUGGGCGAGAACGUGGGCCCUAAGAGGUCCGGAACCGCGGCAUAUCGGGAGCGCGUGGCCAGCUCCAGUUACGGACCGGUCGCCGUGUGGGACCCGGACACGGACGAGAUGCCGAGCCCCUUUUUGGACCGGCGCCGCAUUGCGAGGGUUUAG